Molecule: messenger RNA, 1763 nt
Organism: Chironomus riparius
Lineage: Eukaryota; Metazoa; Arthropoda; Insecta; Diptera; Chironomidae
Source: the annotation of a GenBank genome assembly
UUUCAUCUUCAGUCUGACAAAAUCUCUCGUGUGUUCCGUACGCUUUUAAGCUGAAAUUUAAAGUUUUUCUUCUUUCAUAUUCUUGAAUAGGAAAUUCUCAUCUUCAUUUUAUGAUCAUUAAGAAGCUAUAAUAAGUCGCGGAAUAUUCAUGAAAAAGUGAUUAUCUAAAAGAAGAAAAAACUUCACCACAGCACAAAAAGUUUUCCAAUUUCUGACAAAAAAAAAUUCUUGCAUCUCAAUAAGCAGGAUUCUUUUACAUAAUAAUUGUGAAAAGUUGCAACGAUAAAGUGAAAAUCUUUUAGAGUUUUUUUUUCUUGUGCCUUGAAAAAAGGAGAAGUUCUUACAAAAAAAUAAGAAAAUAAUACAAAGGAAAAAGCUAAUUAAAGUGCAGUAAAAUAAAGAGCGAAAUGUCCACAGCACGAGUUUCAGAGGGGAUCCGCGAUGCAUGUCAGGAGUUGAUUCUGGAUGACAAGAAGAUUGGAGAGAUUAUGACCAGAUUCUUGAAAGAGAUCCAGCUCGGUCUCAAGAAAGAAACACACGCAAAAGCUGACAUUAAAUGUUUUGUCACAUACGUGCAAGAUCUGCCAAAUGGAAAAGAGCGCGGCAAAUUUCUCGCUUUAGAUUUAGGAGGAACUAACUUCCGUGUCCUUCUAAUUCACCUCAAAGGCGACGAUGAUUUUGAAAUGCAGUCAAAGAUCUAUGCAAUCCCACAAAGUAUUAUGCUUGGUUCAGGUUCACAACUCUUUGAUCACAUUGCUGAGUGUUUGGCCAAUUUCAUCAAGGAACACAAACUUCAAGAUGAACGACUGCCAUUAGGUUUCACUUUUUCUUUCCCACUGAAACAAUUAGGCUUAACAAAAGGAUUUUUAAUAAGAUGGACGAAAGGUUUUAACUGCGAAGGUGUUGUUGAUCAUGAUGUUGUUGAGUUGUUAGAAGAAGCGCUCAAAAGACGUGGAGAUGUACAAAUUGAAAUUUGUGCAGUGUUGAAUGACACAACAGGAACACUGAUGUCUUGUGGUUGGAAGAACCACGAUUGUAGAAUUGGAGUCAUUGUCGGUACUGGAAGUAAUGCUUGUUAUGUAGAACGUGUUGAAAAUGCAGAAUUGUACGAUGGACCAGAUAAUGGCAAAUCACAUGUCUUGAUUAAUACAGAAUGGGGUGCAUUUGGUGAUAAUGGUGCACUUGAUUUCAUCCGAACGGAAUAUGAUCGUGAAAUGGACGAAUUUAGCAUAAAUAAGGGCAAACAAACUGUAGAGAAGAUGAUAUCAGGAAUGUACAUGGGUGAAUUAGUGAGACUUGCUCUUGUGAGAUUUACAAAAGCUGGACUGUUAUUCGGUGGUCAAGGAUCAGAUUUGCUCUUUAAACGAUACCAAUUCUUCACAAAAUACGUUUCUGAAAUCGAAGGUGACAGUCCUGGAUCAUUUUUCAAUUGUUAUGACGUACUCGAGGAACUUGGAAUCUUCCACGCCACAGACGAAGAUUGUGCAAAUAUUAGAUAUAUCUGUGAGUGCAUUUCAAGUCGAGCUGCUCAUUUAUCGUCUGCUGGUAUCGCCACACUAAUUAACAAAAUGAACGAGCCAAGUGUAACUGUCGGUGUUGACGGUUCAGUAUAUCGCUUCCACCCUAGAUUCCAUGACUUAAUGAUGGAAAAAAUCCGUACCCUCGUACAUGAUCACAUUUCAUUCGAUAUUAUGCUGUCAGAGGACGGCUCAGGUCGCGGAGCCGCACUUGUUGCUGCCGUCGCAUCACGAGAUGCACAAUAA